Chenopodium quinoa (quinoa) is the source of this 4037-nucleotide messenger RNA. RefSeq names its product tRNA ligase 1-like. The transcript has 27 exons. NCBI's taxonomy places the organism in Eukaryota, Viridiplantae, Streptophyta, Magnoliopsida, Caryophyllales, Amaranthaceae. The record is from RefSeq and is a predicted model, not a curated record. Gene Ontology annotation, biological process: tRNA splicing, via endonucleolytic cleavage and ligation. Gene Ontology annotation, molecular function: RNA ligase (ATP) activity. The coding region runs from base 316 to 3840 and encodes 1174 amino acids.
AUACAGAAGGUAAAACGCUGUCCGAGACAGCGAUUUACCCUGGAAGCUUAGUUUGGUAAAUAGUUUUGCCACGCUACCAUUUUUGUCAAUAGUUUCCGUUUAAAGCUCAAUUUGGUAAAACGUCCCAAAGCCGCAUUAUGAAUAUGCUAGUAUGCUACAGUAUCUUGAAAAUUACAAAAUUGCCCUAUACGACCUCUUUCCUCGUGUCCUUCUACAUAACUGCCGAUUAUUUGAAAAUAUAAUACUCAGUUGAUAUUAUUGAAUUUCUUCAGCAUUCGAAUUUCUGAAAGAUUGCAGUUUAUUUUGUGCUGUUGAAUGUUGCAGAGGCUAGUUCUUCCAUCUCUUUCCUCAACUUCCAGAACCUUCUUCUUCUUCCUUCCUUAUUCUCCUCGUUUUCUCUCUCCUCUAAACAAUCAUCAUCUUCUUCAUCUUUCUGCCUGUAAUUCAACUAUGCCGCGGAAAAAGGGAAGAGGUGUAAAUCAUAAUAAGGAGGAAAAGUGGAAAGUAAAGUCAGCUCCUGGUGGAUCAUCAUCAUCAACCUUAGAGACAGAAGCUGUUAUUGAUGACUUCAGUGGGCUUAACAUACCAGAACAAAGUGGGAAGACAAAUGCUCCUAUAAGUCCUAUUGCAUCGGUCCGACAUCAGAGUGCAAUGCCUGGACAGAAGGUGCUUUGGAAACCCAAAUCUUAUGGAACUUUGAGUGGUGUUACAACUGCCCCUGAAAAUGAAUUUGCAAAUGAAUUCAAGGCAAAGGAAGUAGAAUCAGCUUUAAGUGAGAAGAAUAACACUUCUAUGAACACAUUGUUCAGUGGGAAACUAUUGGAGAAUUUUACUGUUGACAGCUCCACUUGUUCACAUGCCCAAAUUAGAGCUACCUUCUAUCCGAAAUUUGAAAAUGAGAAGUCUGAUCAGGAGAUUAGAACUAGGAUGAUUGAAAUGGUUUCCAAUGGCCUUGCCACCAUGGAAGUAUCCCUUAAACACUCCGGGUCCCUUUUUAUGUACGCUGGGCAUGAAGGUGGAGCAUAUGCAAAGAAUAGCUUUGGAAAUAUAUACACUGCAGUUGGUGUUUUUGUUCUAGGUAGGAUGUUUCGUGAGGCCUGGGGCAGUCAAGCAAGUAAAAAGCAAGCAGAAUUUAAUGAUUUUCUUGAGAGGAAUCACAUGUGCAUAUCAAUGGAAUUGGUAACAGCGGUCUUGGGUGAUCAUGGUCAGCGUCCUCGAGAAGAUUAUGUUGUUGUGACAGCUGUUACAGAAUUGGGACUUGGUAAACCCAAAUUUUAUUCUACCCCUGAAAUAAUUGCUUUUUGUCGGAAAUGGCGGCUUCCAACAAACCAUGUUUGGCUGCUCUCUACAAGGAAGUCAGUGACGUCGUUUUUUGCAGCAUUUGAUGCUUUAUGUGAAGAAGGAACCGCAACAUCUGUGUGCAAGGCCUUGGACGAAGUAGCAGAUAUCUCUAUACCAGGAACAAAGGAUCAUACAGAGGUGCAAGGUGAAAUUCUUGAAGGCCUAGUUGCUCGUAUUGUUAGCCCGGAUAGCUCAAAACAUUUGCAUGAGGUUUUGAGUGACUGUUCUCCUCCACCAGUAGAAGGGGCUAAGCUGGAUUUAGGACCAACAUUAAGGGAAAUUUGUGCUAAGAAUAGAUCUGAUGAGAAGCAGCAAAUCAGAGCUCUUCUGGAUGAAGUAGGUUCCUCCUUUUGCCCCAGUUUUGUUGAUUGGCUGGGAAAAGAGGAAGGUGGUGAUCAUUCCAGGAAUGCUGAUAGAUCUGUUCUCACAAAGUUUUUGCAAGCUCAUCCAGCAGAUUAUUCAACUAGAAAGCUGCAGGAAAUGAUCCGUCUUAUGAGAGAAAAAAGAUUCCCUGCAGCCUUCAAAUGUUACUAUAACUUUCACAAAGCUGAUACCAUAUCAAGUGACAAUAUACAUUUCAAGAUGGUCAUUCAUGUUUACAGUGAUUCUGUGUUUAAGCGAUACCAGAAAGAAAUGAGGCGCAAUCCUGGCUUAUGGCCAUUAUAUAGAGGUUUUUUUGUUGACAUACACUUAUUUAAAGGAAGCAAGCAUAGAGCUUCUGACAAUGGGGAAGAAAUGAGUGACGACAACAAUGUGAAUAUUAGUAGUGAUGCAUCUGAAGCAGAUUCACUAGCUGACGAGGAUGCUAACUUAAUGGUUAAAUUGAAAUUUCUCACAUACAAGUUGCGAACUUUCUUGAUCCGAAAUGGUUUAUCAAUCCUUUUCAAAGAUGGUUCUGCUGCUUACAAGGCAUAUUAUUUGAGACAAAUGAAAAUCUGGGGCACCUCUGCAGCAAAGCAAAAGGAAUUAAGCAAGAUGCUGGAUGAAUGGGCUGUCUAUAUAAGGCGGAAGUGUGGUCACAAGCAGCUGAAGUCUAAUGUUUACCUCAGUGAGGCUGAAUCUUUUCUUGAACAAUAUGCGAAAAGGAGCCCUGCAAAUCAAACGCUCAUAGGUGCGGCUGGAAAUUUGGUGAGAUCUGAAGAUUUCUUGGCCAUUGCUGGUGACAUGGAUGACGAGGGUGACCUUGAAAGAGAACGUGAGAUAGAACCUAUAUCACCAUCUCCUACUAAAGAAGCUGUAAGAAAAGAAGGCCUUAUAGUGUUCUUUCCAGGAAUACCAGGCUGUGCUAAGUCUGCACUUUGCAGGGAGCUGCUGAAAGAUCCAAGCGCUUUUGGAGAGGGUCGUCAUGUCCAAAGUUUGAUGGGUGAUCUUACGAAAGGACGAUACUGGCAGAAAGUUGCUGAAGAGUGCAAAAGGAAGUCUGAUUGCAUUAUGCUUGCAGACAAAAAUGCACCAAAUGAGGAAGUAUGGAAGCAGAUUGAGGAAAUGUGCCGAAAAAGCAGGGCAUCUGCCAUUCCAGUUGUACCUGAUUCUGAAGGCACUGAUUCAUAUCCUUUUUGUUUGGAUGCAUUAUCUGUUUUUAUGCUACGCGUGCUUCAACGAGUAAAUCAUCCGGGAAACCUUGACAAGGCAUCUCCAAAUGUGGGUUAUGUAUUGCUUAUGUUUUACCACCUAUAUGAGGGCAAGAGCCGUAAAGAGUUUGAAGCUGAAUUAAUUGAACGCUUUGGUUCAGUUGUGAAGAUGCCUUUGCUCAAAGCUGAAAGGGCUUCUCUACCUGAUCCUGUGAAAUCCGUGCUGGAGGAAGGGAUCAACCUAUACAAGCUACAUACAAAGCGGCAUGGAAGAAUGGACUCGAGUAAAGGCUCCUAUGCAAAAGAUUGGGCAAAUUGGGAAAGGCAUAUGCGAGAGACUUUAUUGUGCAAUUCUGAAUACCUUAACUCUAUUCAGGUUCCAUUCGAGAGUGCUGUGAACAGUGUGUUGGAGCAAUUAAAAGCAAUUGCAAAAGGUGAUUAUAUAACUCCUAGUUCUGAAAAGAGACGGCUUGGAGCAAUUGUCUAUGCUGGUGUCAGUUUGCCUGUUACUGAAAUACGUCAUCUUCUCAGUUAUAUUGCUGAUUACAACUCCAAGGUUGAACCUUUUUUUAGUGACAAGAAUUUGGAAGACACGCUCAGGAAAGCUCAUGUCACCCUUGCUCAUAAGAGAAGUCAUGGUGUCAUAGCAGUGGCUAACUUUGGUCAAUUUCUUAAUCAAAAAGUAGAUGUCGAGUUGACUGCUUUACUGAUAUCUGAUAAUAUGGCUGCCUUGGAGGCACGCAUUGGCUCAGUGGAUGGUGAAAAGAUUGAAUCCAAGAACGAAUGGCCUCAUGUUACCUUGUGGACAGCAUCAGGAAUUGCAGCCAAAGAAGCAAGUACUUUACCUCAGUUGGUGGCACAGGGGAAGGCAUCUCGUAUUGAAAUUGAUCCCCCUGUUGUUAUAGUAGGCGAAGUGGAUUUUUUUUAGUGUAGUUCUUUCUGAUGCCCCUUGAGCCUUUGUAAUUGAUUUGUGCAUUUGCGGCUAAUAGAUGUAGUAUUGUUAGAUUUUCGCAGUACUCUUAGUUAAAUAAUGGAAAAUUAUUAUUGAAGAAUAUCUGUUCUUGCUUCCAUAUGUCCAUGUUCUAAUUGAUACUGAAGUUCGUAAAUUCUGGUGACUUUCUUGUA